Setaria italica (foxtail millet) is the source of this 917-nucleotide messenger RNA. RefSeq names its product structure-specific endonuclease subunit slx1. The transcript has 3 exons. NCBI's taxonomy places the organism in Eukaryota, Viridiplantae, Streptophyta, Magnoliopsida, Poales, Poaceae. Gene Ontology annotation, biological process: double-strand break repair via homologous recombination. The coding region runs from base 66 to 536 and encodes 156 amino acids. The record is from RefSeq and is a predicted model, not a curated record. Gene Ontology annotation, cellular component: Slx1-Slx4 complex. Gene Ontology annotation, molecular function: 5'-flap endonuclease activity; crossover junction DNA endonuclease activity.
CGUCCAAAUGGAUGGAUGCGAAUGCGACGCGAGCGAGGACCCCCGCCCCGCCGGCGAGGUGAGAGAUGACGACCCUCACGGCGGCCUUCCGAGCCGCCAAAAUCCCGCGCACCCUCCCUCCCAAACGCCGCGAGGCAGCCGCGUCCGGGGAUCCGUCCGCGAGGGCCACGAAGGGGAAGGCGCCGCCGCCGUGGUGCGUCUACCUGAUAGCUUCCUCCCGGAUCCCCCGCACCUACGUCGGCGUCACCACCGACUUCCCUCGCCGUUUGAGACAACAUAAUGGUGAAUUAAAAGGUGGUGCAAAAGCUGCCUCUGCUGGAAGGCCUUGGAAUCUUGCAUGCCUUGUUGAAGGCUUUGUCAGCAGAAGUGAAGCCUGUGAGUUUGAAUCGAAGUGGAAAAACAUCUCCCGGAAAAUGGCACGGAAAAGGACUGAGCAUAGCGUGGAGUCGGUGUUGCAACAUCGACAGGCAGCAUUGAGCAAAGUGGAAACCUGUAUGGAUUGUAGCCACCUACAAAUCAAAUGGCACUCAAGUUGAGAUUAGUUAUUUGCACUGUGCGGGCUGUGGGCAUCUAAUUGUAUAAAAUAAUUCCCAUGUCUUAGCUCAUAGUGCAUGCAAUACUUUGAUUUGCUACCAGUAUGAUGAGGAUGGGGCUAUUGUAUUUGUUCUCAGCAUGAAGACGACAGAAUAGGCAGCUCUAGCUUGCAAUUGUACGUUUUUUUUUAUUUGUACGUGCAAUUGUUUCAAAAAUCAAAAGGAUAGAUAGUCUUCUAUUCUAGGAGCCAUCUACAUGAUCUACUGUGUGAUGGACCUCUGUCUAAUUGUAAAUGAAAUUUAUGUGCUAUGUGAUUACUUAUAAUUGACCUUGAAAGUAGGGAGUACCAAAGCCAUUGCCCAUUUCAUUGAGGCAUGUUUGCA